AUGAUGCCGCGGUUUACAUGUAUCGCCACUUGCCGUGAGCUCGGCGGGUUGGCGAAGCGCUCAUACUUAUCAUCGCUGGCCUACCCUUGGAAUAGGACCUAUUCCACAAUGCCACAACAGCCCCUAUGCCGUUCAUUGACGUCUAGUUAUACGCGCACCGCUGGUCCAAUUGGAAAAUUGACCACACUAUGUAGCUUGCAUAACUUGCGGCGACAAAGUGGGGUUUUCUCCCAUCAGCCGCCCAUCAGCGGCCAUGGUCAUCAUGGCAUCACAGUGAUCGGCAUCCCUGAUCCACUCACGUGGAUCCGGAAUAAAGUCCACAUCUACCUGAUAGAACUCUAUUUUCAAUUGGACAUUAAUGUGGAAUUUGACAAUGGAAUCAAACAGGCACUGGUCCAUGUCUCCACCAUGAUGUCCAAUGGCAACUUUGAGGAGCUGAGAGGUCUGGUUUCAUUUCAGAUAGUGGUCUAUGCGCAGCAGAGGUGCAAGUCUCUCUCAGAAACACAAAGAAGGCAUCUAGCUACCUCAUUGGACGAUAUUAUAUUUAUCGUUUUUGAUUAAAAUGGUAGGAACUUUUGCUUCAUUGUGAUGAGGUUCUGGCAUAUGUCCACUGCUGAUGUUCCUGAGGACCAGGAGAGUACCAAGAUCUUCAAAAUGGCCACCACUGAAGAAGACGGCCCACAGAAGAAGAUAGUGACAGCUGUCUAUGAAUUCCACUGGGAGCUGACCAAGGGAGCUGAACCUGAUUGGACAGUCACUAACAUCUGGCACUGGAAACUGAUAGGGUGAUUGGACAAGACCCAUGAACACCUCUGUCACCAGGAUACAGCAUCAGACCAAGCAUACACAGCAUCGUUGACCUAAUUCAGCUCUGACAACAUUAAACUCAACAAAACAUUAUUAACCAACAGGACUUCAAUCAGCAGGGCCAUUGUACUCAGCCAAGCGCACACAAACUCAACUGAAACAUUACAAGUCAACAGAAGAGUCACCUUGAAUCCUAGCUGCUUUGUAGGGUGGACUGGAUGGAACCAGAGCCCUACACACUGAAAUACAGACCUAUUAUUUAUCCCUAAGUUCUCAGAUCUCAGGUUUGUUGGGAACAAUAGACUUUCUAUGAACCUCAGCAUGAACAAUUCGUUCCUACAAUAUCCCUGCAGUUAUAGA
Messenger RNA from Oncorhynchus nerka (sockeye salmon), 1167 nucleotides. RefSeq names its product m-AAA protease-interacting protein 1, mitochondrial-like. The record is from RefSeq and is a predicted model, not a curated record. Lineage: Eukaryota; Metazoa; Chordata; Actinopteri; Salmoniformes; Salmonidae. Gene Ontology annotation, cellular component: mitochondrial inner membrane. Gene Ontology annotation, biological process: protein insertion into mitochondrial inner membrane from matrix. Gene Ontology annotation, molecular function: ribosome binding.